Molecule: messenger RNA, 669 nt
Organism: Trypanosoma grayi
Lineage: Eukaryota; Euglenozoa; Kinetoplastea; Trypanosomatida; Trypanosomatidae
Product: ribonuclease III
Exons: 1
Coding region: 1-669 (222 amino acids)
Biological process (GO): RNA processing
Molecular function (GO): ribonuclease III activity
Source: RefSeq, a predicted model, not a curated record
AUGAGACGUUCCUAUUUUCUGUCAUCUUCGUCAAACCUUUUAAAUGUUAUAUCGUCAAUGACAUCGAAGCAGGACGGCUCGAGCAAACUAAGCUCCCUCUUGCUUUCCCCGUGCCCACCACUUGAGUCGCUGCCGUUUGUUCCACCUCCAAAGUGGACUGCCGAGCUUUCCCGAAGGCUUGAAAAGCAAUUUCCUGAGCUUCAACGACGACACCAUGUCCUCUACAUGCGCGCGUUCAUACAUCCUAGUUUCACCACACCCGAGGCGAUAACGUCAACAAUGAAUGCGACUGCUUCUUUGGGCGAGUCUCUACUUCAAUACAUUGGCGGGAAGUUGAUCGUGGACACUUUCACAGAGUUAAAGCGUGAAGAAGUUCUUUCCUUGGUGGCCUUUAUGAUGUCAGAUGCUGCUCUUAGCACCGUCAUGCGGCGUCAUUGGGAAAUGGAAGAUAUGGUUCUGACAGACGCCUCAGUGCAACUGUUUCAAGGGAAAGCGUUAAGAUCUACGGCAGGUUUGUUACAAUGGCUCUCAGCGAAAGGGAAACAGCAAACUCCUGAUCCUCACUGUGCAGUCUCUGUGAAAUCAAUGAUAGGAGCUGUGUAUUUAGACCAGGGUUUAGAGGCGGCGAACGUGUUUGUUUACAAACAUGUUUUGCAGGCUUUGGAAUGA